GCUCAAGUCGCUAAGUUCUAGGCCCCUAAGGGCGCGUCAUGCCCUUCCCGUUUUACGCGGGGUACGAUCUAUUCCAUGGAAAAGCAGAGCAUCGCAGAAAACCAGAGCAUCGCAGAUGCGAAGGUGAAAGCUGCCUAUGGCGCGUGUGAGGAUGUGCCGGUGAUGGAGGAAUGGAGUCAACCAGAUGUGCUGCUGAUGAACAUUUGGAGCGCUCUGGGGCAGAUCUUGGUGCCCAUGGGCCUGGUGGUGGUCUACAACAACCCCGGAGUGUUCCAUGCCUCUUCCAGCCAAGACGCCGAGCAGACCAGACGCUUCUUCAUGCAGUGCCAAAACCAAGGCCAUUCCUGGCAAGUGGAAUGGGCCUGUGUGUGGACGACGCCAGCGGUACGCCUCUUCCCGGUGCUGGGGGUGUCAUUGCCGGUGCUGCUGGCGCUGUGGAAGGUGCUGCACCUGCGGGCCUACUACAUGUUCAUGAGGAACCGCAUCAUGAUCUGCUUCGCCGCUGGCUCCCGGCUGGGGUUCAAGUGCGGCUUGGCGCUGAGCGUAAUCUUCGCCCAUGCCUUGGCCCACUUUGCGCUGCUGAUCUUCUUCGGUCAUCCCUGCGAGGAGGAGCACUGCCGAGGACAGCAUAUCCUGAACACCGGCUGGAAGGACUUUCUGAACGACCCGGCCACGCUGCAGCGGGACAAGACCUUUGUGCUCGCCGCCACCCGCUUGGCGGUGCAGUACAUUGUGCCGGGGGCCUUGAGCCUCAUCUUCGUGUUCGGCAUGGAUAACUUUGUGGCAGAACUGGUGCCAAUGGGCCUCUACUUCGACCACCUCCCCAGCAAGCGAUACGAGAAUUUGGGCCGGUACAUGUACAUCAAGGAGGACGUCAUUGAAGUCGCUGUCAAGCGCAUCAUGGCUUCCGCUUCGGAGCUGCAGCCGCAAUCCAUGGAGCAGCUCUGCCUCCGCUUCCAGGAAACCGCCAAGGCGAUGCAGUGCAAACAACUCGGAGAGUCGGCCGACUUGGAGGAAGAGACGCAGAGUGAGAGUCUGCAGCUGGAGGAGAAGGGCUUCGCGGCCGGCGUGCGGGAGCUGAUCCUGCUGGAGUGGUGGCCCUUGCGGCUCUUGUUGGAAUUUCCGCUGGUGGACGAGGUCUCGGUGCGGUUCUGCCAGUUUUUGGCGGCGCACCUGGUUGCCAGCACAGUACUGCUGGGCCUGAUGACGACAACCAUCCUGCGGCGCUGCGUGAUUCUGGUGCGUACGGAGAUGAUGGAUCUCGAAAGCGGGGACUUUAUACCUGAGCCCGACGCGAUCUACCCCUUCGCCUGGUACCUUUGCUUGGGCCUGGUGCUUGGAGUUGCCACAUGUCGUGUCCUGAGCCUCACGUGGCGCGUCACUCUGCGGCUUACGCAAAGUCCGGAGCCCACUGAGCCGUGAACUUGGAAGGAACUUGGAGCAAGCGGCGUUCAUAGCUUGGUGGUUCGGAACCAGCGAAUCGUCCGGGUCGAACUUUGUUUUUGGUUUUGUUGUUUGGUGUUUAGUGGUUGGGUUU
Molecule: messenger RNA, 1537 nt
Organism: Effrenium voratum
Lineage: Eukaryota; Dinophyceae; Suessiales; Symbiodiniaceae
Source: the annotation of a GenBank genome assembly